Messenger RNA from Acanthosepion pharaonis, 717 nucleotides. The record is from the annotation of a GenBank genome assembly. Lineage: Eukaryota; Metazoa; Mollusca; Cephalopoda; Sepiida; Sepiidae.
AUGCGUAUACGCGAAAAAGGUAUCUUUAUUAAAGGGAAACGGUAUCAGACUGGCAUUUACUUACAUCUAUCUAUCUAUCUAUCUAUCUAUCUAUCUAUCUAUCUAUCUAUCUAUCUCAAAAGCUCUCGUAUAUUCAAUCGAACCUCUCUGCCCAGUAACCACAUGGCAUUAUUGCAUUGCUUGAUUAUCUAUCUAUCUAUCUAUCUAUCUAUCUAUCUAUCUAUCUAUCUAUCUAUCUUUGUGUGUUGUUUUUCGAAAUAUAAAUUGAAAAUCUACCACUAUCAUAUCUAUCUAUCUAUCUAUCUAUCUAUCUAUCUAUCUAUCUAUCUAUCUAUGCACACACACACAUAUCUAUAUCUUCAUCUAUCUAUCUAUCUAUCUAUCUAUCUAUGCACACACUCAUAUCUAUAUCUAUAUCUAUCUAUCUAUCUAUCUAUCUAUGCACACACACAUAUCUAUAUCUAUCUAUCUAUCUAUCUAUCUAUCUAUCUAUCUAUCUAUCUAUAUAUAUAUAUAUAUAUAUAUAUAAACGAAAGGUGGGCAUCAAUCAAAUCUCGAAUCGAUAAGAGAUCUCGUUUGGAUUAUUUCUUGGUAUAUCACUUUUCUUUCUUUCUUUCUUUCUUUAUUUCUUUCUUUCUUUCUUUAAAAUUGUUCACUUUUAUUUAUCUUCGAAUUCAGUCUAUCUCUCAAAUAAUGUCAAUCUCUAUAUCUCUCUAA